UGGCUGUGUGCGGGGGCUGCCAGGCGCCAGCCUCGUGGUGCUGGGCUGCGGCCUGGGCACAGGGUGCUGAGGUGGGAGCCUUGGCAGCGCUGCUUGUGACUGGAGGGGGGGACGGACCCAGGGGCAGCAGGAGGGGUAGUGCGGCCCCUCGAUGCCGUGGCGGGCUCAAAGGCACCAAAACCCCCUCUGGUGCGCAGUCACGGACCACCUGAGGCCCUUCGGCAGUGUGCAUCCCCUUGGGAAUUCUACUGACACGUUAGGAGGGGAACCGAAAGGCCCUCAGAUUUAACCUAACGCAUCCUGUUUGGUCUUGGAACCAGUUUCUGCUCAUUUUGUGUUUUUUUCCCCUUUCUAGAUGUAAUGUUGUACCUCAUCUUUACUGACUUUCGCAUACCAAUUUCCAGCUAUUUCCCGGGUUCUCAAAAUAAUUUUGAACGUCCUAUUUGCGUGAAAUUGUAAGAGCUUUAAGUCUCUAUGCUGCCAGUCCUGUAAAACCCACAGGACUCACUGCAGCCUCACUCAGAAUGACCGACAGCUCCGUGCCAUGCCAGUGCGGGCAUUGCCCACGGAGUCUCCGCUCUGCCGUCUGUCAGUGCCGCCUCCAUUUCCCGGCGCUGUAAGGCACCACCACGUUCUUUCCAGCUUUGCAAUCUUGUAAUGAUUUAAUGACCCACUGGACGUGUUGCAAGAGUGUAAUUGCAAUCAACGCAAUGCAGCUUGGAAGGCUGAGAGCAUGGCGGGCAGGACGGGGCCCCGUCUCAGCUGCUUUACGUGGAUUGCUCCAGUUGCCCCAAGUCGGCAAACGGGUACGCUGCGGCCGAACUGUGGCAGGUUUCCGUGGCAGGAUCGUGCAGAGCAGGCUGGAAGGGAGAUGGCUGAGUGGUCUGGCUGGACUCUGAAAUUAUUAUUUUGACUUUUGAUAGUUGCGACAUUUUGAGCAGCUGCACUGUGCCCCCGUAACUUGGUUUAGGACAAACCCACAAUGACCAAAACCAGCUUUUCAAACCAAACAAUUCAAAUCACAGGAAUUACCUAUAAUCUUUCCUGUUGAUUUGCAGGCAUACGUUGAUUUUUUUAAAUUAUUAUUUUAUUUUUAGGGAUUCAUGGAUUACUCUGAGGAUGCAGGAGGAUGAUGAGCAUUUCCUAGGCAGAACAGCCGGGUGGAGCUGGAGCCCGCAGCAGCGGGCCAGGCGGUACGGGGGUACCGGUGAGCCCCUGCGCGCCGUGCCGGGGCCGGGCCGGGCCGGCUGCUCCCCGGAACUCGAUGCCGGGGCCGGGGUUGUUACCGGUAACAGGGUCCCCCGGCGCGGCGCGGCGCGGCCCGGAGCGCUGCGGGGGUAGCACCGGCCGGAGCCGCCGGCCCUCCUCCGAGGCUGGCCCCGGUGUGCGGGCCAUGAGGGCCGGGCCCGGGCCGGGGGCGGCCGGGGGCUGCGGCGAGAUGGCGGCGGCGGGCGCCGAGCGGGAGCGGCAGGAGCGGCUGCGGGAGGCGGCGGCGCUGGGGGACGCGGAGGAGGUGCGGCGGCUGGUGGAGCUGGGGGUCAGCCCCAACUCCCAGAACGAAGUCAACGGCUGGACUUGUUUGCACUGGGCAUGUAAACGGAACCACGCUCCGGUGGUGGCUUACCUGCUGCACGCUGGAGCCGACAAGGAGAUCCUCACCAAGAAAGGAGAAAGGCCAGCCCAAUUAACGUCAAAGAAAGAGAUAAGGAAGAUGUUGGGAGUGGAGGAUGACAAACUCCCAGACUUAAACACAGAUGCAGAUCUGCCAAUCAUCCCUAAUUAUCUGGCUAACCCACCUUUCCCGUAUGUGUAUAACACUACGAGUAACAGUGUUCCAGAUCCCUCGGCGAAUGGGAGUAUCUCACACUCAGAGCUGCAAGACACCGACUCUUCCUCCUUACCCGACGUGGAGACUUAUGCACGUGUGCCACCGCGGCACGGGCACGCUGCUCCCGAGGCGGCCGAUGCCGGAGGCGCGCCGUCACUGCCCCGCGGGUGUACCGCACCACCGCGCUCCAAACCCAUCCUUCAGAGAGGGCCAGUGUUCCAGGGAUCUGUCUCCUGGAGCAGAAGUCCCCCUUCGCCAGCUGGAUUGAAUCAGUCUGUACCGCAGCCAGAGAACGGCUCCUGUUCGGGACCUGUGCCGGCGUUCCAGCCCGUUUUCUUCACAGGAGCUUUUCCACUGAAUAUGCAAGAACUGGUGCUUAAAGUUAGAAUACAAAACCCUAAUCUUAGAGAAAAUGACUUCAUUGAAAUUGAACUGGACAGACAAGACCUGACCUAUAAGGAACUGCUCCGAGUGAGUUGCUGUGAGCUGGGUGUUAAUCCUGAGCACGUACAGAAGAUCAGAAAAUUACCAAAUACAAUGUUAAGAAAGGACAAAGAUGUUGCAAGGCUACAGGAUUUCCAAGAACUGGAGCUUGUUCUAACAGUAAGCGACAAAAACUUACUUUUCAGAGUCCCAUCACUUUCUGAAAGGAGUGGUUAUAACAAGAAGGCAUCAGAACUUACAUACUAAUUGUUUAAUGAAUAAACCAAAAGAUUUGUAUCUCAUUUUAAAAUUACACUUGAAGUACAGUAUCUAUAAGGGCUAAUAAUGUGAAAAAAAUAUAUAUCUAUUUUGUUAACCUUGAAAUAAACUAGUUGUUAUGCACAGUUACAGCCUCUAGUUAAUCUAAGAGUAAUGAGUCUUGAUAUCAAAGUAGCUUAAUUCAAAGGAAGUAUUGGUAGAACUGUCUGUUAAUGCAACACUUUAACUUACAAAAAGAUAAUCUUCAAAUACUGCAGAGUUAGCAGCUCUCAGGGAAAGGCUUACCUUAAGCUGUUUUAAUAAUUUGUUUGCUAUAAAAUAGCAGAGGUACUCAAACUAAGAACCUGCCAUGAAACCCAUUUAAUAUUUGUACUGAGUCCAUUACCAUUAAUGUUCACUUUGUAGAUGGUGUCUUUUAAGUCAUAUCUUUCUUAGAAGGAAAAAAACAGAAGGGUUUAAGUCUGUGGAAGAAGCACAAAACUAUGUCUCAAGUGACUUACUACCUGUGAUUUCUUAAUCCCUGUUUAUGCUUUUCCCUAUUUCUCAGGUUGAAAAUAAAAAGCGGUAGUAAUUAUCCAAAUCAUAAAUAUGCUCUCAACCAAAAUCCCUUUUACCAUUGUCUGUCAAUAUAUAGUAUUGACACGUGCAAUAUAAAAUACUAUUUUUGUUACUGUAUUGACAACACAUUUCUCCAAUGCUGCUUUAAUUUCCCCUUUUAAAAGCACAAAAAUUGUAGUUUUAUUUUCCUCUUACCUCUAAAUUCCUCAGAAAGACAGCAUCUUGGACCUUUAAAGUUACCUGUGUAAAAAGAAACUAGUGAAAUGCCCAGGGUUUUCUGGGCUGACGUUAAAUCUUGAUGUUCCUAUGCAAUGUAUUUCCUUUCUUCCCAAUUACUUCUGUUUACCCAUGUUGUUUACUGGAAAAAACUAUUUUUCCUGUUACUUAAAAUUCAGAAUUAGACUAUGCUAUGAAAUUCUAGAAUAAAUAAAUGGAAAAGUAUUUAAGAGCUGGAUUUUACCUAAUUUUUGAGGAUUUUCAUAUUUACUCAGUCAUUUGCAUUUGAGGAAGAGGUUCUAUUCUGGUGGCCUACCGGCAGAUGUACUAUGAAUUAGAUGAGUGAACUAAAGUACGAGAGGUAACAGGCAAAGAGAACAUGCCAAACUGGAGCAAAAUUGCCUCUUAUUUCUUCAUCUUCCCCCUCCCUUCCCCCAGUUUCUUUCAAAACUACAGCAACCAAAGGAUUUUAUCGUUCUCUUAGCUAAGCAUUUACAGCCCGAGUUAGCUGUACGUUGUCUGCGGACCUGUAAACGGGAUUUAUAAAGCAGCACGCUGAGCAGGGAGCCCCCAAACCAGCUGGAGGGAAUGCUGAGGCGAGAGCUGCGUCUGAAGUGACCCCCCACGCGGAGCUGGGUGUCCAGCACAGCCCGGUCUCCCUUCUCGUUCUUCUCCCCGCAGCCGGGGCAGUCACCUGCGUGCCAGCUAAUGCAGCAAGUGGUACCCAAUUCACCUGCUCUCUCUCUCUCAUCCAGUGACUAGUCCUUUGUGCACAGGGAGCAGCUUCAGCAGCCGAGACUGAGCACACAAGAGGGAGCCCUCUCCCAGUCCGCCCUGUAGUCGGAUGGCCAGUGUUCACCUGGAAGCACAGAUCCAUGCAGAGAUCCCAAAUUGCCUGUGUGCCAGUUAGGAGACUGCGCUUCAGUCUCGUUCAGGCUAACAGUAGAACAUUCUGUCGCAACAGAAUACCCUCUUCUGAAAAGUGCUGGAGGUCACACAUGGUCCGAGUCAUUGGCAGUAUCUGUUUUCUAUACCAAACUGCUGGUGGUAUAUCAAAUUCUGUAUCAUGGAAUAAUACAAUUUGUUGUUCCACGUGUCGCACUGCCUGUUGCAUUCUCCCUGGCACACAGAACCGAUACAAGGGAGGCAUCGGCUGUUUAAACACCGGCUAAAUCCACGAAGGUGCAGGAUUAGCCAGUCAGACCUACUAGAGAAAAGCUCAGCAGCGGGGUUGAUGAUUUUGUUGUUCCACAUUAUCUCGCACAUGCUGGUUGCUAUCUAUGCAUUCCGAGGAGUAUUUUUAUACCUUGUGCAGUUUAUACACAGAAGAUACUAUUAACACUCCUAACAAUCUGAUCAGUGUAUAAUCAUUACAUUACUGUGUAUGAUAAAUAAUUCAUUACUUUGUGCUCUGCUAUAUGCAAUGUUAAUGUCAAAUGAAUGCUCGGCUGCAGAUUCUUGUUUUGGUUUAAGAAGUAUCAUUUGUAAGAAUUAAUAAAGGAUUAUUUUUGUCUUCUCAAA
This is a messenger RNA of Falco peregrinus (peregrine falcon), 4825 nucleotides long. Its product is annotated as ankyrin repeat domain-containing protein 40. Lineage: Eukaryota; Metazoa; Chordata; Aves; Falconiformes; Falconidae. Gene Ontology annotation, molecular function: protein binding. The transcript is spliced from 5 exons. The record is from RefSeq and is a predicted model, not a curated record. Bases 1265 to 2518 code for a protein of 417 amino acids.